UUCUUAUCCGACCAUACGACUCCGCCCAUCGUUACUCGCCUCCAAACAAGCAUAGCGCCGCAGAGCUCGACUUCAUCCUCCCAUGGCGGGUCUCCUUUCGUCCUCCUUCACCGCCCUCUCCGCUCCCAGAGGUCCAACUCUAUCCUAUUGCCCCGCUCCUCUCCCUCCAACCUCAUUUCCUGCCCGGGUUGUCCACCGGAGAAACCUCAGCAGUGGUGCCAGAAUUAGUAUCAGGCACCGGCCGCGCCACCUCCUGGUCUCCGGUGCGGCUGCCGCCACCACUGAGCUCUCCUCCGCCGAUGAGGGAAAGAAGUUGAUGAGCAGCGAGAGCCAGCGGCCGGUCUUCCCGUUCUCGGCCAUCGUGGGGCAGGACGAGAUGAAGCUGUGCCUUCUGCUGAAUGUCAUCGACCCCAAGAUCGGCGGCGUCAUGAUCAUGGGCGACCGGGGCACCGGCAAGUCUACCGUCGUCCGCUCCCUCGUCGACCUCCUUCCCGAGAUCAAGGUGGUCGUGGGCGACCCUUUUAACUCCGACCCCGAGGACCCCGAGUCGAUGAGCAUGGACGUCCGCGACCGCGCCGCCCGUGGCGAGCCCCUUCCGGUGGCCGCCACCAGGAUCACCAUGGUCGAUCUGCCGCUCGGCGCCACCGAGGACCGGGUCUGCGGCACCAUCGACAUUGAGAAGGCACUCACCGAGGGCGUCAAGGCCUUCGAGCCCGGCCUGCUCGCCAAGGCCAACAGGGGCAUUCUCUACGUCGACGAGGUCAAUCUCUUGGACGACCACCUGGUGGACGUGCUCCUGGACUCCGCUGCCUCCGGGUGGAACACCGUGGAGAGGGAGGGCAUUUCCAUUUCCCACCCCGCUCGGUUCAUCCUUAUCGGUUCCGGGAACCCCGAGGAAGGUGAGCUCCGGCCACAGCUCCUGGACAGGUUCGGAAUGCACGCCCAGGUGGGGACGGUGAGGGAUGCCGAGCUGCGGGUCAAGAUUGUGGAGGAGAGAGCUGGGUUUGAUCAAGACCCCAAGGGGUUCAGGGAAACUUACCGAGCAGAGCAGGAGAAGCUCCAGCAACAGAUUGCAUCGGCACGGAGCUCGCUUGCAUCGGUUCAGAUCGAUCACGACCUUCGUGUGAAGAUCUCUAAAGUUUGUGCAGAGCUGAAUGUGGAUGGGCUGAGAGGAGAUAUUGUCUCCAAUAGGGCUGCCAAGGCCUUGGCUGCAUUGAAAGGGAGGGACAAAGUGACUGCAGAAGACAUAGCCACUGUCAUUCCGAACUGUUUGAGACACCGGCUCAGGAAGGAUCCUUUGGAGUCGAUAGACUCUGGUUUGCUCGUCAUUGAGAAGUUCUACGAGGUCUUUAGCUGAGCAUUCACUCUAAGAGGUUAUCUUGCAGAGCAUCAAGAUUCACAAAGAUAAAAGGAAAUGUGUAACCCUUAAAAUGCUGGUAUUACACAUGUAUAUCCCUUGCAGUUUUGUAUUUGUUCUUGUGUCAGUCACAAUGUCUUCUAUGCAUCUAUUCCCAUCCAUGUUGUUUUUAUGAAGAGUUGUCAAUUUACAACGCUUAAAUUGUAUGUUUGACAUGAGUUUUAGAUAU
This is a messenger RNA of Musa acuminata subsp. malaccensis (wild Malaysian banana), 1586 nucleotides long. RefSeq names its product magnesium-chelatase subunit ChlI, chloroplastic. Gene Ontology annotation, cellular component: chloroplast stroma. The record is from RefSeq and is a predicted model, not a curated record. NCBI's taxonomy places the organism in Eukaryota, Viridiplantae, Streptophyta, Magnoliopsida, Zingiberales, Musaceae. Gene Ontology annotation, molecular function: ATP hydrolysis activity; magnesium chelatase activity; ATP binding. Gene Ontology annotation, biological process: chlorophyll biosynthetic process.